Messenger RNA from Fragaria vesca subsp. vesca, 1122 nucleotides. RefSeq lists its product as uncharacterized. NCBI's taxonomy places the organism in Eukaryota, Viridiplantae, Streptophyta, Magnoliopsida, Rosales, Rosaceae. The record is from RefSeq and is a predicted model, not a curated record. The coding region runs from base 1 to 1122 and encodes 373 amino acids. The transcript is spliced from 3 exons.
AUGGAUAAUGUAGUAGUGACAGUAGUCAAGGAUGUCGGGAAAAGUUGUUUAUCAACUAGUGUAGUGGUUGAUGAUUGUGCUGAGAUGAUAGAUGAGAAUGACUAUCUAGGUGAUGCUUUUAAGGAUGGACCUCAGAAGAAUGAUUCAAUUUACGUUAAUGCUGUUUGUGCAAAUCGUGAUGUUGACCACUGUGGCUGGGAAGUACUUGGAUCUGUUGCUUCUAUUAAUCAGUGCUUUUACAUAACGCGGUUUAAUAAUGUUCAUACAUACAGAGGUAUGAUAAGGAAUCGUUCUCAUCGGCAAUUAGGGUCUAAAAUUGUUAGGACCUACAUUGAGUCUACUGUCUGUCUGAAUCUUGGUUUGAAGCCCCGUGAGAUCAUGAGCAAUUUCAAGUCCACUUAUGGUUAUGAAAUUAGUUAUAAGGUUGCUUCAAGAGCAAAAAAAAGGUGUGUGGAAAAGAUGUAUGGCUCGGAAUGUGAUUCGUUUUCUAUGUUAAGCUGGUUUAGGGAAGCUGUGUUGGAAACUAAUCCGGGUUCUUCAGUUGUUCUUGAAGUUGAUGAGAGUACCGAGAGGUUUAAAAGGGUUUUUGUAGCUUAUGCCGGCCAAAUUAAGGGUUUCAAGUUCAGCCUACUUGUUUUAUAUGUUGAUGGUGCCUUUGGAAAGAGCAAAUACAAGGGGCAGAUUCUUGCUGCAACUGGAAGAAAUGGAAACAAAGGUUUCUUCCCUUUAGCCUUGUGUUUUUGUGAUUCAAAGACUGAAGAAAACUGGUUGUUUUUCUUCAAGAACUUGAAGGCUUUGUUGGAACCGCAAGGAAGGAUUAUCACAUUCAUUAGUGAUGGUGGUGUUGGUUUGUUGAAGGCAUUUGAUCUCAUUUUUCCUGGUAAUCCUCAUCUUUACUGUUAUCAUCAUUUGCGAUACAACCUUAGUCGAAAGUAUAAGAACAAAGGAGGGAAAAUUGUUGUUGCUGAUGUGUUACAAAAAUUCUUUAAAGUGGCUUAUGCAUUGACUGAGAAGUCUUUCUACUUUCAUUUAAAAAAUUUGAGAGAUGAGGGUGGUGCUGCUACUCUUGAUGAAUUCAUAAGGGAGAUUCCAUUGGAACAUUGGUGCCGUGCUUUUUUUUAA